Molecule: messenger RNA, 7333 nt
Organism: Canis lupus familiaris (dog)
Lineage: Eukaryota; Metazoa; Chordata; Mammalia; Carnivora; Canidae
Gene: ERCC6
Product: ERCC excision repair 6, chromatin remodeling factor
Exons: 21
Coding region: 149-4609 (1486 amino acids)
Biological process (GO): transcription-coupled nucleotide-excision repair
Cellular component (GO): nucleus
Molecular function (GO): ATP-dependent chromatin remodeler activity; ATP binding
Source: RefSeq, a predicted model, not a curated record
ACCGCGCAAGCCCGUCGGGUCACGCUGGGGGCGGGGCUGACGGGGGACCGAGGACGCAUGCGCCGGGCCGCCCGGGCUGGCUUCUCGGCUGCUGGCGGCCGCGGUGUCUGCGUUUCCGCUCGGGUAGCCGCGGGAUCAUCUGUAGAGGAUGCAAAAUGCGAGAAUCUCCCACUCAAGUCAAACUCAGGAGCAAGACUGUUUGCUCAGCAAGACUGAGCAAAGUCAGUGUGUCAGUGAUAAACAAGAAAUGACAAUCAAGCAAGAAGAUGAUGGCAAUAUGGAGGUGGAGGAGAGCCUCCCCUCUUGUUCUUCUGCUAAUGGACCAUCCGCUUCUGCCGAGGGGCGUUCAUCGGAAGUUCCGAAGAGAGGGCCAGCCCUGCUGCAUAUCGACAGACAUCAGAUACAGACGGUGGAGCCAAGUGCACAGGCCCUUGAACUGCAGGGGUUAGGUGUGGAUGUGUAUGACCAGGACGUGCUGGAACAGGGUGUGCUUCGGCAGGUGGACAGCGCCAUUCAUGAGGCCAGCCGUGCAGCCCAACUUGCUGAUGUGGAGAAGGAGUAUCGAUCAGUCCUGGAUGAUCUCACGUCAUGUACGACAUCCCUAAGGCAAAUCAAUAAAAUUAUUGAACAACUUAGUCCUCAAGCUGCCACCAACAGAAAUGUCAACAGGAAACUAGAUUCUGUAAAACGACAGAAGUAUAAUAAGGAACAACAGCUAAAGAAGAUCACAGCAAAACAAAAACGUCUCCAGGCCAUCCUCGGAGGAGUGGAGGUACAAGUUGAGCUAGAUCAUGCCAGUCUGGAGGAGGAGGAUAUAGAACCGGGGCCAUCCUGUCUUGGCAGCAUGCUCAUGCCUAUUCAGGAGACUGCGUGGGAAGAGCUCAUCCGCACUGGCCAGAUGACACCUUUUGGAACCCAGAUUCCUCAGAAAUCGGAGAAAAAGCCUAGAAAACUAAUGCUCAAUGAAGCAUCAGGCUUUGAAAAGUAUUUGGCAGAUCAAGCAAAAUUGUCUUUUGAGAGGAAGAAGCAAGCUUGUAAUAAAAGAGCAGCUAGAAAAGCCAUAGCCUCGGUCGCUUCUGAGCUGAGUUCAACAGUCGAUGAAAACAAAACAAAUGAGCGAAGCAAAGUUCUCUCAAAAACAGAUAAGCGCUUGAAAAAGCACAUCAAGAAGCUCCAGAAAAGAGCUCUUCAUUUCCAGGGGAGAGUGGGGUUGCCCAAAGGAAAGAAAACUUUGGAGUCUGACAUGAGACUGAAGGUGGAGGGCAAUUCUGAGGGUGAAGAGUCUGAGUACUUACCCACAGAGGAGGAGCUGGAGGAGGCAGAGGGGGUCAAGCUGACUGGGGAGGACAAAGACUAUGAACUGAAUCCCAUGCUCAAGCGCUGGAAACGGCAGAAAAAAGUAAUGGUGCAGGAGAACGAGGAUGACUUUUCCCCAAGUUCUGGGGAAGAAGCAGAAGCUGCCUGUGGAGGAAGAGGUCGGAAGGUAGUGAGAUGCCGAGAUGAUGGAGACGAAGAUUAUUAUAAGCAGCGGUUAAGGAAAUGGAAUAAGCUGAGGCUGCAGGACAAAGAGAAGUGUCUGAAGCUCGAAGAUGAUUCUGAGGAGAGCGAUGCUGAGUUUGACGAUUUUAAAAUGCCGGGUUUUCUGUUCAGAAAGCUUUUUAAGUACCAGCAGACAGGUGUUAGGUGGCUGUGGGAAUUGCACUGCCAGCAGGCAGGAGGAAUUCUGGGAGACGAAAUGGGAUUGGGCAAGACCAUCCAGAUAAUUGCCUUCUUGGCAGGUCUGAGCUACAGCAAGAUCAGGACUCGUGGUUCAAAUUACAGGUUCAAGGGAUUGGGUCCGACUAUAAUUGUCUGUCCAACGACAGUGAUGCAUCAGUGGGUGAAGGAAUUUCACACCUGGUGGCCUCCGUUCAGAGUGGCAAUUCUACAUGAAACUGGCUCCUAUACACAGAAAAAGGAGAAACUAAUUCGAGAUAUUGCUCAUUGUCAUGGCAUUUUGAUCACUUCUUACUCUUACAUUCGGCUGAUGCAAGAUGACAUUAGCAGGCAUGACUGGCACUAUGUGAUCUUGGACGAGGGACACAAAAUUCGAAAUCCAAAUGCUGCUGUCACCCUUGCUUGCAAACAGUUCCGUACCCCUCAUCGCAUCAUCUUGUCUGGCUCACCAAUGCAAAAUAACCUCCGGGAGCUGUGGUCGCUCUUUGACUUCAUCUUCCCAGGAAAAUUAGGCACAUUGCCCGUGUUCAUGGAGCAGUUCUCGGUCCCCAUCACCAUGGGGGGAUAUUCAAAUGCCUCCCCAGUACAGGUUAAAACUGCUUAUAAAUGUGCAUGUGUCUUACGAGAUACCAUAAAUCCAUACCUGCUUCGGAGAAUGAAGUCAGAUGUCAAAAUGAGCCUUUCUUUGCCAGAUAAAAAUGAACAGGUCUUAUUUUGCCGUCUUACAGAGGAACAACAUAAAGUCUACCAAAAUUUUAUCGAUUCUAAAGAAGUUUACAGAAUUCUCAAUGGAGACAUGCAGAUUUUCUCUGGACUUGUAGCCCUAAGAAAAAUCUGCAACCAUCCUGAUCUUUUUUCUGGAGGCCCGAAGAAUCUCAAAACUAUUCCAGAUGACGAUGAAGAAGAUCAAUUUGGGUACUGGAAACGUUCUGGGAAAAUGAUAGUAGUUGAGUCCUUGUUGAAAAUAUGGCACAAGCAGGGUCAACGAGUAUUGCUAUUUUCUCAGUCAAGACAAAUGUUGGACAUACUUGAAGUAUUCCUUAGAGCCCAGAAGUAUUCUUACCUCAAAAUGGAUGGUACCACUGCAAUAGCUUCAAGACAACCACUGAUUACAAGAUAUAAUGAGGACACAUCCAUAUUUGUGUUUCUUCUGACCACCCGGGUGGGUGGCAUCGGAGUCAACCUGACAGGGGCUAAUAGAGUCAUUAUCUACGAUCCCGACUGGAACCCAAGCACAGAUACACAGGCCCGGGAGCGAGCAUGGAGGAUAGGCCAGAAGAAGCAGGUGACGGUGUACAGGCUUCUGACUGCGGGUACCAUUGAAGAAAAGAUUUACCACCGACAAAUUUUCAAGCAGUUUCUGACAAACAGAGUGCUGAAAGAUCCUAAGCAAAGGCGAUUUUUCAAGUCCAACGAUCUUUAUGAGCUGUUCACUCUGACGAGUCCUGGUGCAUCCCAGAGCACUGAAACAAGUGCUAUUUUUGCAGGAACUGGUUCAGAAGUUCAGACUCCGAAACUCCAUUUAAAAAGAAAACUUCCACCGGCCUUUGGAGCAGACCAUAAUAUUCCAAUAUGCAGAAAGUUCCCUGAUUCUAAUGCAUCCACAAAUGAUACCACAUCAUCUGAAGAGAAAUUUACAGCUAAAGGAGCUGGAGUAAAUACAAUAACUUCUGAUCAAGGCGAUCCUUUGAAAGAUGCCCCCCAAACUCCUAGGAAUCUCACUGGCAGUGGUGGACCUGAAGAAAAGACAAAGGCGGUACCUAUACUAGAGGAGUUGUCUGUGACUAGUGGACGUGUGGAUUGUUCCAGUUCUCCAAGAACUAGCAAAAUGGAUGGGCUAUCUAGUGAGGAAAGCAUCCAUGAAAAGCAAGGUCUUUCUGACAGAAGAGAAAGCUGCCAGGCUCAAACAGAACCUCUUCAGGAGAAUAAAGAGUCGGAAAAUAAUUUUUCAAAGCACAAGUCAAAAACAAAACAUAGUGUGCUGGAAGAAGAGACCCUGGAGCAACUUCAGAGGCCGAAGUCGAAGCCUAAGAACACUAAGCAUUGUAGAGAUGCCAGGUUUGAAGGAACCCGAAUUCCACACCUGGUGAAGAAAAGACGGUACCAGAAGCAGGACAGCGAAAUUGAGAGUGAGACCAGUGAACAGAGCAAUGAUGAUUACGUCUUGGAAAAGCUUUUCAAAAAGUCAGUUGGUGUGCACAGUGUCAUGAGACAUGAUGCUAUCAUGGAUGGAGCGGAUCCGGAUUAUGUGCUGGUGGAGGCAGAGGCCAACCGAGUGGCCCAGGAUGCUCUGAAAGCGCUGAGGCUCUCUCGUCAGCAAUGUCUGGGGGCAUCGUCUGGUGUUCCCACCUGGACGGGCCACAGGGGCAUUUCUGGUGCGCCAGCAGGCAUAAAGAGUAGAUUUGGUCAGAAAAGGAAUUCCAAAUUCUCUGUGCAGCAUCCUUCUUCAGCAUCGUCAAAGGAGAAAUGCCAGGAUGGUGUCCCAAGAAAAGAUGGAAAGGAUAAUGCUUCUGAGCACUUCAGUGGAAAAGUGGAAGAUGCAGAGUCUUCACCUGGGGCUCUCCCUUCAUCUUCACUGUUGGCUAAAAUGAGAGCUAGGAACCACCUGAUUCUGCCACAGCGGCUGGAAAGUGAAAAUGCACACCAAGAGGCUCCUGCUCCACCACCCCCCACCACGGAACACGAUGACCUGCUGGUGGAAAUGAGAAACUUCAUUGCUUUUCAGGCCCGUGUGGAUGGCCAGGCAAGCACUCAGGAGAUACUACAGGAGUUUGAAUCGAAGCUGUCAGCCUCACAGUCUUGUGUCUUUCGACAACUGUUGAGAAAUCUAUGUACUUUUCAUAGAACUUCUAGUGGCGAAGGAAUUUGGAAACUUAAGCCAGAAUACUGCUGACCAACAUUAUUUUUUAAAUUCUCAGUUUCCUAAUGGAAAUUUCUGAUUAUUAAUCCUAUGAUUAAUUAUCAUGUUCGUCAACAAGUUGGCGUCAUUUGAUGUUUACUUUGAAUGAUAUCUACCUCAUAAUUUAAAACUUUAAGGAAGAAGAAAUUCAUCUCCAAAACUUAAAAGUUUUAAAAAUACUUGGGUUGAUAUUUUUAUUUUGACACCAUGAAUUAAAUGCAUUAUAAAUCAGGGACCUAACAGUUAAUCCUUGGAUUGCAUUUGUUCCUUUAUCCAAAAGAUGCCAUCAGGGAGCACAUUGCUGUUCAUUUAGAUGUUUGUAGGCCAGACAUCUCAAGAAUUCUUUUUAUUGGUGCUAAAAACAUGUCUUAUGUUAAGUCAGACCUAUUCAAUAAAUUAGUUCACCAGUAUCUGAUAACAGAUACUUAUUUUUGGUGCAUAGCUUUUAAACGUUUAAAUUUAUCAUUUGCUACCCAUAAAAAAUCAGACUUGUCUUUUAAAUAUAUUAAUUGCCUUUAAACGGUCUUCCUUUUAAGGUACUGAUAAAUCGGCACAUAUUUUCAUUAGUAAAGCAUGAAAUAGCGUGGUAAUAAGUGAGGAGACCUAUACUUGGAGAAGGUUUAGUGUACUCAGCUUAUAAUGGCUUUCCUUUAAGCAAAGGGCAUCUUUUCCCCUGCUACAGGGACUGUUGGUUUUAGGAAAAUAAAAUUUAUUAUCUUGAAAAAACUACACAAAAACUUAAGCAGAACCAAAAGCAAGUAUAAAUAAAACAGCGAAAAAAACCCUCAAAACAAAAAAGCAAAUAAAACAGCCAACAUACAUAUGCACACAGUGUUACUCUAGACCACAGCCAACAUGCCAUGGUUGCCUUGUAGUGACCGCUGUUGGGGCCCGUGCUCUCUGCUUACCCGCAGGGAGAUGACUUGAAGUGUUUUAAAUUUUAUUUAUUGUUUGCUUUUCUACGGAUGCUGAUUACUUUGUAUUGGGCACUGUUGUUCUCCUUAUGUAUUAUCUUCUUUCCAGUUGUCCUUUGCAUUCACUGUGGCUCUCCUGUUCUAGAGGUUUGGUUUUCAGCUGUUUUCUGGCUAUUGCUUAUGUAUUUAUAGUUUUGUGAUGGUAUUGUUUUGAUCCUUACUUUGUUCCCUUAGCCUUGAUUUUCUUGUUUCCUUCUCAUUGUUUUAUCAGCUCUGAAGUCUUGUUUUCUUAAAUUCAUUACAUUGUUUAAAUUUUUUCUAGAGAUGUUACAGUGCAGUUUGUUCCUUGGGUUCUCUUUGGCAUGCUGUUUUUCCACUCUGCUUUUUCUGUAUCAUGCUUACCUUCCUCCCAAGCCGUUUACUUAUGUUGCAGAUGAGCAGCUCUGUCCAUAUUUGUAUACUCUUCCCUGUGACCCAGAGAGAAGGGAUUUGGGUUUGGGGAUUGGGAAAAGCCUCUGCUGGGGACCAUGCCGCUCUGGUUGGAGGAUUUAUGUUUUAUCUCUCCAUUUUGAGAUUUUGUUAAAUAGCUUGGGCCAAAGAGCCCUCCCUGUAGGCAGGAUGUGUCAUAGAGUCAUGAUUCUCACCAGGAUUUUCUGCUGCUUUUUUUUGAAUUCUGGCUUACUCAUUUUAUUCUGUAUUUAGAGUGAUAUAUUAGAGGAAGAAGAUUCUAUUAUUGUUUGCUGUCAUUAUCUAGAAGUCAUAGAAGGGAUUUUUAAACAGCUCAAUAAAUCCUAAACUUGAGAAUUUGGCUCAGAAGGGAGUCAAAACUCAUGACUGUUUUGUUUCUGGGAAAUUCUUUUUUUAUUUUUAUUUUUGUGAUCAUUAGCCUGUAAGAAAAUUGCUUUCCCCCUAUUCUCAGAUUGAAUGCAGUUCAUUAUCUUUCUUUCUGAAAUCUGAACUGUACUGAGUGAGAGAAGUUGUAGCCUUCUCAUCCAAUAGAAAAUACCAUCAAAAGCUAUGAUGCAGUAAAAGCAGGGUGGUCCUCACCUUAGUUUGUGUCUCUGCUCUGCCACCAACGUGCUGAGACCUUGGGCAGGUUGCUGCCCUGCCUGUGUCUCAGUGUGGACACGUAUCAAGAUUGUCAUCAUGCCUCCAAGGUAGAUAGGCUUAGAGGAAUAUGGUUUUAACAAUAGAGAGUAACUUAUUCAUUAGAUAGAAUCCACUUUCUGGAACUUUAAAUGCUUUGUACAAUGUAGAUAGAUUUAAUGUAGUUAGCGUGUUAUAUUGGUACCAAGCUACAGUAAAGGAUUUUAAAUUUUGUGAAAUUUUAAGACUUCCUUAGUUCAUACAUGAAUAUACUACCACUGUUUUAAAAAUUUCAGGCAGUACUUUGUCUCCUCACUGUUCCUGCUCCCAUUCCAGAGAUAAGGAUUUUAUUCAGUGUGUGUUCUUUCAGGCUGUUUGCCAUGUAUUUGCAAAUACACCUCCUUCCUUCACUAACAAGGUUCUGGAGUUUUACCUGGAUGCAUGGCUGCUCAGCUGAAGACUCCGCUUCCCUGCCUCCCUUAGAGUUAAUUGUGGCCCCGUGACUAGGCAGUGGGAUGUACGUGGAACUUCCAGAAUGGGCCCUUAAAUAAGGGAGUGGGGUAUGCUCCUUUUUGGGUGAGAUUCCAGGGGGAGCUUAAGCUACAUAUGGAAGCUACAGAGGUGGUGUGUUGAGCCUGGAGAAGCUGGCCUGCCAGCCUUGAACUGCUUUCCUUCUACCUGUUAUUUAAGACCAAAAUAAAUUCCUGACUUGCUUAAA